Molecule: messenger RNA, 2481 nt
Organism: Amphiprion ocellaris (clown anemonefish)
Lineage: Eukaryota; Metazoa; Chordata; Actinopteri; Pomacentridae
Product: interferon-induced protein with tetratricopeptide repeats 5-like
Exons: 8
Coding region: 474-1955 (493 amino acids)
Biological process (GO): defense response to virus
Cellular component (GO): cytosol
Molecular function (GO): protein binding
Source: RefSeq, a predicted model, not a curated record
AACUUCACCAGCACAUCACCUUCCCCACUAGAGGAGACCGAACUUUGGACUGCUGGUAUUCUCCCUUCAGAGACGGCUAUGCAGCAAAGACUCAACCACCACUGGGCAGGUCAGACCACGCCUCUGUCCUCCUUCUGCCCAGGUACAAGCAGCGGCUGAAGCGAACAACCCCGGCGGACAGAGAAGUGAUGGGUUGGUCUGACCAAUCAGAGGCCGCCCUGCAGGACGCCUUGGAGACAGCCAACUGGGAACUGUUCCAGCUCUGGUGAUGACAUCAGCGUGUUUACGGAGACGGUUGUGGGAUUUAUUGGGAAACUAGUGGAGGACACUAUCCCCAAUAGAACCAUCGAGGAGUUUCCCAACCAGAAGCCGUGGAUGAAUAAAGGCAUCCGUGACGCUCUGAAGUCCUGCACCGCCGCCUACAACACAGGAUUCGCCACCGGAGACAUAGGACCUUACCGGGCCGCAGAGCCAUGAGGGAGGCCAAACAGAGGUACAGGGAGAAGCUGGAGUCACAGCUGCAGCAGAGGAACACCAGGGGACUAUGGCAGGGACUAAGAACUGUGACAGACUAUAAAGCAACACUGAUGCCCAUAGUGAGUGCUGACAUCUCUCUGGCCGACCAACUCAACAUCUUUUAUGCUUCGAGGCUCCCAGCAGAGAGGUGUGCAUCCUGCCCGGCCGAGAGGAAGAGAUGCACCGUGACGGAGCAUGACGUGAGGCUGAUGUUUAAAUGCAUGAAUACCAAGAAGGCUGCAAGACCUGACGGUAUAACAGGCCGUGUCCUGAAAGCCUGUGCCAACCAGCUAGCAACCAGCUCACUCUCCCAGUGCAUCAUCCCCAGGUAUCUCCAGGGGCGACCACAGGAGGCGCUGGCUCUCCUCAGCCAAUCAGAGGACAGGACCAGGGAGUGUUACGGCGAUGACAGCGAGCGACGACUCAUCGUGACGUACGGAGACAUGGCCUGGAUACACUAUCACCAUGGAGACCAGAAACAGGCGGAGAGCUACUGUAGCAGAGUCCAACACAUACUGGCCGUUCUUGGAACACCUCCCGAAGAGUCCCUGGCCACCAAGCAGCUCCGCCGAGCCCUAAAGUUCAGCCCUGAUGACGGCGUCCUGCUGGCCCUGCUGGCUCUGAAGCUGGUGCAGCAACACAAAUACCACGAGGCAGAAGCUCUGGUGGAGCGAGCGCUGGUCGGACCCGACGAUGACCAAGUCAUCCGCUACGUAGCCAAAUACUUACGAAUGCAGGAUCAGCUCGAUCAGUCCAUUGAUCUGCUGCACAGAGCACUGAAGGGCAGAAGCCAGUCAGCUUUCAUCCACCACCAGCUGGGUCUGUGUUACCUGAGGAAGAAGAAGAACCUUCUGUCCAACAAGCCUAAACCUGAAAAAGAGGUUCAGCAGUGGAGGCGCCUCAGUAUUCAUCACCUGGAGGAGGCGAUCCGGCUGAAGAACGGGCUGAAGAGUGCCAAGGCUGACCUGGCUCUGCAGUACGCUGAGGAGUCGGACAUGAAGAGAACUUCUUUCAAUCUGUUGGAGGAGCUUCUGUUUCUGUUGUGUUUCAGAGCCCAGGAGAUGUUUGAUGAUGUUCUCCAGGAGCUGGAGGAGGAAUCCCCCAGCAUCCGUCAGUCUAUGAGUCGCUGCUACGCUGAGUUCUGUCACUACCACAGCAUCCAGAAGGACGUCGCCAUCUCCUUCUACAAGAAGGCUCUGGAGUUCAGCACCAACACAUCAGACGGGAAACACUGUGCAAAGAAGCUGAAGCUGAUGGCGGAGCGCCGUCUCAGGAACAACCCGGCAGACGGCGCCUCCUACGGCAUUCUGGGAUACGUGGCCCGAGCCGAGGGCGACUACAAGCGGGCGGCGGGAUUCUACGAGGACGCUCUGGAGAGAGAACCCGAGAACACUGAGUUCCUGUCGGUUCUGUGUGAACUCCGUCUGCAGCUGUACUGAGUCACAACCAAAAAACAACACAACAAGAACAUACACGAAACGUAGCAAGAACCUCUGAUAUAAACGAGCAAAUCCUUUAAAUAAACACAACUGUUAGGAGAAAGGGUUCAGGUUAGAAUGUGUGAUGAGAACCCUGAGUCUGAGGAAGACCACGGUUCUGGGUGAAAGCCCAGCAGCUCACUGACCUUUUAGUCAAGUUUGGCCUCAUUUUGGUCCAUUUUGAAUUCAUUCUAGACGUGUUUGAAAUCAUUUUAGACAAUUUUAAUGGUCUUCAAACAGCUUUCAAAUGUUUUCAUAGAAAGUUUCGCUCAUUUUGUUCAUUUUUAUCUUGUGUUAGACAGUUUUGUUCAGCGGAGUUCAGACGGCUACUAAAUAAAUCAUCUGAGAGCAUCACGUUUUCACAUCAGUCUCUGAAAUGUUUGUUACAUCAAAUUGUUGAUAUUUGAAAAGACGUUGUGGAAAUAUUUCCUUCUGAACUUAACCAAUGAGUCCUGUGUUACUGAAAUAAAGAGAACCAAGAAAAGAA